GGAAAAGACCCUGGAAUAUAAACGGGAAAGGGCAUACAAGCUCCACACAGAUGCAUUUGCAAAGCCUCAGGAGGAGUUGCUGGGAAUUGAAACCAGGGCCAUUGAGCUACAUCACCAGCCCCAGUUUCCAAUUUCUGAUAUGCAGAAAUUCUUUCCAUUCCUCCCUGAAGACUGGGCUUUUGGAAUUCAGAAGCUAAAAAUGGAUUCUGCAUUCUGUCGUAUCCUUCACUUCCUGAAGUAACCAAUGCAGAGUAACUUGUGUAAAGGAAGGGCCCAGGGAUACCAUGGAAAAUGUAUUUCCAGGUGUCAUUGCCUCAUGGGAAUCUGCACCGUGUGCUACUCAUUGCCAUGGCCUUUGCUCAAGCACACACACAUCCAGCCUUCCUGCACCUUCAGCCACUGUGGGGGCCUGGUUGAUGACCCCAGGACUUCUGAGUGCUCAAGUGGCACAGUGUACCUUCCCUCUCCUCCCAUUCCUGGAGAGAAGAGACGUGUCCAGGAUCUCAAAUUUGUGGGGAGGGGACUACAAGGUCUCUGAUGAAAGAGUUGCAGAAGUCGAGGAAUGGAGUUCAAAGAAAGAUCGCCUGUCUGAUAAAUACGCAACCAUUAACCGACCUCCUAACCGCUGGAGACUUCAACCCCACCAGUGCUAGCGUAGGGCCUGCGAGGUUCUGUGGAGUCAAGGUGGGGCGGUGCCUGUGUCCCAGCCUCACCGCAGACUUAGAUUAGUGAGCCAGUGAGGACAGAGCUGGGACUUCAGCCACAUUUGUGUGACUCUGGUGCCUGUGCCAUUCCUUUCCUCCAUCCUGACCAGGCUGUGGCCCCAGGGAGGACGAUUGUGGUGACGUUUGCUGUUGAAAACAGUAUAAAGAGAGAAUUGCAUGCACCUGGAUCCAGCCUGGGCUUUCCUGUGUUACUCUGGAAGUCUGUGAUAAAAGGAAGAAGUAACAUUUGUCUAGUGCCUCCUCUGUGCUGGCUUCUGGCAGUCCUCAAGUGUACCCUUCUCAGGGGCAGUGCUGUCCCUCUCUAGGCAAGGAGGCUGUUAACAGAGAAGCUUGUGUCCAGGCCACAGAAUGGACAGAAAGAGCUGAGAAUGAAGCGGAGAGCAUCAGACAGAGGAGCUGGAGAAACGUCGGCCAGAGCAAAGGCUCUAGGGAGUGGGAUUUCUGGAAAUAAUGCCAAGAGAGCUGGACCGUUCAUCCUCGGUCCCCGUUUGGGCAACUCACCAGUGCCAAGCAUUGUGCAGUGUUUGGCAAGGAAAGACGGCACAGAUGACUUCUAUCAACUGAAGAUCCUUACCCUUGAGGAGAGGGGCGAUCAAGGCAUAGAGAGCCAAGAGGAGAGGCAGGGCAAGAUGCUGCUGCACACCGAGUACUCUCUGCUCUCCCUCCUGCACACACAGGAUGGUGUGGUCCACCACCACGGGCUCUUCCAGGACCGCACCUGUGAAAUCGUUGAGGAUACAGAAUCCAGCCGAAUGGUUAAGAAGAUGAAGAAGCGCAUCUGCCUUGUCUUGGACUGCCUCUGUGCACACGACUUCAGUGACAAGACUGCUGACCUGAUCAACCUGCAGCACUACGUCAUCAAGGAGAAGAGGCUCAGUGAGCGGGAGACUGUUGUUAUCUUCUACGACGUCGUACGCGUGGUGGAAGCCUUGCACCAGAAAAAUAUUGUGCACAGAGACCUGAAGCUUGGGAACAUGGUGCUCAAUAAAAGGACACAUCGGAUAACCAUCACUAACUUCUGCCUCGGGAAACAUCUUGUGAGCGAGGGGGACCUGCUGAAGGACCAGAGAGGGAGCCCCGCUUACAUCAGUCCUGAUGUGCUCAGCGGCCGGCCUUACAGGGGCAAACCGAGCGACAUGUGGGCCCUGGGCGUGGUGCUGUUCACCAUGCUGUACGGCCAGUUCCCCUUCUACGACAGCAUCCCCCAGGAGCUCUUCCGCAAGAUCAAGGCCGCCGAGUACACCAUCCCUGAGGAUGGACGCGUCUCUGAGAACACUGUGUGUCUCAUCCGGAAACUGCUGGUCCUCGACCCCCAGCAGCGCCUGGCCGCCGCCGAUGUCCUGGAAGCCCUCAGUGCCAUCAUUGCCUCGUGGCAGUCCCUGUCAUCUCUGAGCGGGCCUUUGCAAGUGGUUCCUGACAUCGAUGACCAGAUGAGCAAUGCAGACAGCUCCCAGGAGGCGAAGGUGACAGAAGAGUGCUCUCAGUACGAGUUUGAGAACUACAUGCGGCAGCAGCUGCUGCUGGCCGAGGAGAAGAGCUCCAUACACGAGGCCCGGAGCUGGGUGCCCAAGAGACAGUUCGGCAGCGUGCCACCAGUGCGACGGCUGGGCCACGACGCACAGCCCAUGACCUCCUUGGACACCGCCAUUCUGGCUCAGCGCUACCUGCGGAAAUAGCAGCCUCAGCCAGGGGCACCAGCCCCAGCGCCACCUCUUCGGCCCUCAGCCCUGUUGAGGCUGGGCCCUGUAGUGCUGGACUCUCCCAGGCUGCAACAGGGACAGGGCAGGGACAGGGACAGCCCAGGUCACAUGUGGGGUCAGCAGAGGUACCACGAAGCUACCUUUUGGAAUGAUUGCUUGAUUGUUUGGUUUUUUUAAUCUGAGAAGCCUAGAUAACUAAUCUGCUUUUAAUCAUGACAUUUUAAUCUACCUCUGUCUCUAACCAUGCUGUCUCUGGACUGAGUGACAGGAGGAGGGAGCCCACCCACUCACCCCAAGCCCUGACCCAGCUGGCAUCCGCCUGGCUUGGGGACUGCUGCUCCCCACAGUCCAAAUAAGCUGAAAGUGCAGCUUGCUGCUGGCUCCCAAAACGAAUGCCCACCUCCCCGCUCCCCAUCCCAUAGUCUGUGCCAUCCCUCCCUUCUGACCCCAGCCCCUCAGUCCAAGCUUUGGAAAACCUUCACCUCAUCUUAUUCAAAUAUAUUUAUUUUUUUACUGAAACCAAGUUCUCUCCCAUCUCUAGGUGGCUCAGCCCAUGGCCACUCCCUGUCCCAGCCUGGCUGGACCGCAGGGGUCGGCCGCCCACAUGAGGGUUCCCUCCACACCCCAGGCAAAGAGGAGCCCUCCUGGCUGGACCUCUCUCCGCUCCCAGCCGCCUGGGCCUGUUUCCAGUGGUGGGAAUCCUUUCUAGACUUGGCUCUGUCUCUCAUCUCAGUAGCUUCUCUGAGGUGCUGCACAUGCGUGUUAGCCCUGCUUCCUCCUUCCUCCUUCCUCCUUCACGUGGUACCCAGGUAACAUGGAACGCAAUGUGAAGGGAGCCGUGACCGGGCUGGGGAGGGAUGCUCUGGGCCUGGCCGGGAACGGGCCCUGCUUGCAUGCUGUCUUGCUUCCGCCCCUUACGUUCUGAGAAGGAGCUGGGGCAUCUGCCCUCCCACCCUGCCUCAGCAGAUGAUGUGUCUCCCCUGACGGACCCUGGCCAGGGGCCUUCAUGGGGUAGGAGGCUUGUGGGGAGAAUCCGAGGGAUUGGGGACCUACCCGCCUGGCCUGAGAACAGCCCUGCUGCCUCUUUUGAGCCGAGAUUUUGAAGUGGAUGCCCGUCUUGCCAGAAAUGCUGUUCUCACCAGAAUGCCCUCUGCUCCCCCUUUCCAUUUGGCUCUUUUGGUGCCAAGCAAAGAUCCUCCCCCAGAGGCCUACCCCCCCCACCUGUGUACCCUCAGAGAGGCUGAGUGUCCCCUCCGGGCAGUGGAAGGCCCUUUCUACCUGUCCUUGCUUCCCACUGGGGAGGCAACAAUGUUUCCCAGAGUGUGAACUGUCCCCUCCCCCCCAAAAAAACUGACUCACUGUGAGUGACCUUGGGCAAGUUCCCAAACCUCCUUGUGCCUCAGUUUCCCCAUCUGGAAAAAAUGGGGCCACCUCUUGCCAGCAGUAGCAGGGCUGCCCACGCCCCUUCCUUCCCGUGCUCCCAAUCCAGCACUUGGGCGCCUCGUGCCUCUGCUUUGGUGGGUCUGUGGGAGCCCACCUGAGCUCAGCACUUACUCCCAGAGCACCCAGCUCUGCCUCUAGCUCAGCCAUCCAGCCGCUGAGAGCCAGGGUAUGGUGCUGUGGGGUGGGGAGGCCUCUUUUCUAUAUUUAUUUGAUAAAGAAAAUUCUCCUAAGGGAGCAGAAAUGUAGUCAGCAUGGGCUCCCAGCCCUGUGACUGUCCUCCAGUGAGACUGAGGCCUUGCCAGGGCCUGCUUUCCAUGUGUGAUUUGUCUCCUUUUCAAAGCAAUAUCCUCAGGUCUGCAAAGCCGUAGCAGACAGACUGGUUCCUUCCAAGGUCAACCCACGUGUCUGGUUACACUUCUGGCGAAACGCAGGAGAGGAGAUCGGGGUCUGCCCUCACUGGUUUCACACACUGGGAGAAGUCCUAUUGUAAAGAAAAUGGAAAAAGUCACAAAAAAGUUUGUAUAAAGACAUAUUUUUGUACUACAUGGGGACUCUUCCUGCAUGUCAGCAAUAAAACUUCCUGAUCUGGA
Messenger RNA from Sciurus carolinensis (gray squirrel), 4458 nucleotides. It is a transcript of the gene Stk40, whose product is annotated as serine/threonine kinase 40. The coding region runs from base 1094 to 2401 and encodes 435 amino acids. Gene Ontology annotation, biological process: protein phosphorylation. NCBI's taxonomy places the organism in Eukaryota, Metazoa, Chordata, Mammalia, Rodentia, Sciuridae. The transcript is spliced from 16 exons. The record is from RefSeq and is a predicted model, not a curated record. Gene Ontology annotation, molecular function: protein kinase activity; ATP binding.